This is a messenger RNA of Gregarina niphandrodes, 3861 nucleotides long. RefSeq lists its product as hypothetical. The record is from RefSeq and is a predicted model, not a curated record. The coding region runs from base 1 to 3861 and encodes 1286 amino acids. Lineage: Eukaryota; Apicomplexa; Conoidasida; Eugregarinorida; Gregarinidae. The transcript is spliced from 3 exons.
AUGAGGGUGGAGAUUGGCGCAUUGAGAGAGGCGAGCAAAGACAAGGACAUAUAUAAUGAGGUAGUCGAGUUGUUGAAGAGAAACGAACAUGAUCUCUCAAAAGAAUGUUAUCGUCUAGCAGCGGAACGGUUAUCGGAUGACCGGAUGAUGGAAUUGUGGGAUGGGUAUGUGUGCCGAGGGUAUCGGCAGUACGUUGCAUAUCGUUGUAAGACGCGGAAUCGGCGGCGUCUGGUCCACCGGCUUUUGACGGAGACAUCGUUCGGUCGAUCAGCAGUGAUGACUAGGGCAUUGAAUAAGGAGUAUGAAGGCAAAGAGGAUCAUUUUCAGACGUCGCGACAUAUCAUCAAAUGGUGGGCCUAUCUGGAGGAGUUGUAUAUAAAGAAUUUUUUCAAGGUUGUUAAAUUAAACCAAGAUCUUUGUUUCUUAUUCAUUGUCAAAAUAUCGCCAGGAUUUGUGUCCAAGUUUGCAAACGAACUACGUCAGUGUGUGUUUGUACCGUUGAUGAAGGAUUGCCCCGAUGUUGUACGUCAGGUUGUUUACAAAUUACUAGGUCAUGGAGUUCACUGCAAUGCUUUGUGGGAAUUUGCUGCUACAGCUCUCGCUUCAGGUCCCUACCACUCUUAUUAUUAUCACGCUUUUGAUGCAGUAUUGGCUCAUCCGUCGCUUGUAUAUAGCGGUGUUUUCAAUACAACAGAAUUCCGUGAUCUGUUCGAAAAAUACACCAACUGGAUUGGCGCUCAACGGGACAAAGAACUGACUGAAUGGCAGGCAGCCGGUGACCCGGACAUUGUUGAGUCUAUAUUGUCAAUGCAAGCACGGAGUUGCCAGAACAGUUGGACUGCCCUGCGCGGACGUCAAGAAAUACCUCACGAAUUUUGGAGUCUUCCUGAAGACCUUCGGAUGCUGUAUUAUACCAAGGCCAUAGCGGGCACUCCUGAGUGCGAAAUUAUACAACACUACUACCAGACCUGUGUUACCAGCAAUGAGUGUCUGGACUUUGAUACCUUUAAGAUGGUCCAUAUACCUCCAAGCUUUCACUUCGUUAAACUGGACCUGAAUUGGGAUUAUCUGAUGGCUAUACUUAUUCCGAAAAUAUCUCCCCUACCUUCCAGCAACCCAAAAGUGAGGAGACAGCAUCAUGAAGUGAUGGAAUGUGGUAAUCGAAAUGCGAGGAAGCGUUACCAAAAUAAGUUAGGUCCAUUUUGUAGUCGGGAGUCAUCGAUUGGUGUACCGAAAUUAUGUGAGUGGGAAUGCUUGAAGUUAUUUGAUGAAGUUAAUGAGAUGUAUCUUUCAUGUCGAUUAAAGGGCGAGGAUGGGAUGAAGCCCGAGGAUGGGAUGAAGCCCGAGGAUGGGAUGAAGCCCGAGGAUGGGAUGAAGGACGGUGUGUUUUUCUGUCUAGCUGCUCAGCGCGCCAAGUCGUGCCAGGAGUUUCUUCUUGUGAUACAAAUGUUGUUUUUAUCUGAACUUGUACGUCAUCGACAACGUUCUGAUUACACGUUGGAGACGCCUGUGGAUACUUUGAUUGGUACCCCCGUAUUUGUCCUCCAUCAAAGUAGUAUCAUAAAUACUCUGGAGCCAGUUCGAGAUUUGAGUUGGGAGGACGCUCUGUCGAGCUAUGGGGAGCAGCUGAAGCCGUACGUUAAAAUAAGUUCGCCGUCGUCUGAAAACAAACAACACUCGAUGCGACCGAUGUGCAGAUCCGUGUAUGUGGCACCAAAAGACUUGGAUGCUGUGGCUGAAAUUAUUGGAAGAGAUACGAAUAUUCGAGGCCAUGAGUCUUGCCUUUCAGCAGAGAAGAUUAUACCUUAUCGUAACUUUUAUGAAUGGAAGGUCAAUUUGGUGGUCAAGAAAAUUAAUUUGUUGGAAGAGGACACAGACUCAAAACUCGGUACUAAUAUGCGUGCAACGUGCGGUGGACGAGGGUAUGGUGUCAAUGAGAAGGGGCGAAAUCUGGUGUUGCAAAAUAAUAAAUUGGGUAUUGAGUGUGCGAUUGUCAUCGAACGAAUUCUGUUUAACAAGGGACCCCGAUUUCAUAAAAACCACUUUGACCAUAUCACUCGGAGACAAUUGCGUUUGUAUAAGGAACUUGUUUCGAAACAGCUGGGCAGGACAGAAUAUUCCCUCAGACCUUGGUAUGCAUUGCCUACCAGAGAGCAUGACCAUAAUAAAAGACCUAAUUCUUGGUGUGGACACAUCCACGAAGAUGAUGGUGUCUGGGCCUACAUAGGAUGCUUACCUCAGCAAGCCCUACCUCAUAUCACUGAGUUGCUUGCAUCUCUCAUUCUCCAGACUUAUUCAGUUCCCAGUAAUAUAUUGUCCUUGCUAGAACGAAUAGGCGUUCCCCCUAUACCCAACCAUGACCGACUGCAUCCUACCGAAAUGGCUUGCGAGAAUGUAUCUGAGAACCAAGCAAGGCACGAGAAUGAAGAUGUUGAUGGGAAUAUCGACCUUCUAGUCGCAGACAUUACAAAAUUACCGUACCGCCUUCAACUGAGAGAUACCCCGAUAAAUGUUCUCAAAAGCGGUCGCUGUCUCGCGUGCUUCGAUUUAUUUGUUACCAAGGCCAACCAUAUUUCGGAUAAACAAGUAAUUGGCAAACGCAUUUUCAUCCAAGGGAGGACAGACCUUCUUGCACAAAAUAUGGAUACGUGUCUCGAAACAACGGACUGUUGCCAUCUACUGCCCAGCCUCCAAAAAAUGCCGGUACCGCGAUGGAAUAGAGAAAACAACGCCUGGCGAUAUAAACACCAAAGGCGACCUUUCGUCGAGAAUGAAGCCUUAAAAAAUCCUACAGAGAUUCCCUACCGAAUGCCCGUAGAGAUACAAGCAGCCGACAGAUUGCUUAGCAUGGCUCAUAUUGCCUACUUUAGCGGACAGCUUGAUUAUGACUACGACGACAGCGAGACAGCCGCAGUUAAAGAAAGUGUCACGAAAUUCAUAGAUCAUCUUACUUUUGACCAAGCGGUCGCGCUCGGCCAGCACUCCCAGACGACGCAUGAAAGAUCCUGGUGGAUGGCCUGCAAGCGCAACAAUCUCGGUACCACGGUGGCGAACAUACACCCCCACCUGAAGCAUCCAGAAAAUGCAGUGUUUGCGUUACGCGCUAUGGAUUGGAUGCUCAAAUAUUUGUCGCACACGUGUGUGCGCACAAUAUUAUCCUCGGCCAAUACUAGGCUUUAUCGAGCGAAGAAAGCCGUGAAUGACUGCAGGCUUCGAGUUGCCCAACUGUAUUGUCCAGGAGAUCUGUUGCUGACCGAUUCUCUCGAUCCCACAGAUUCGUUAUUUUUCGACGAGUCCCAGGUCGUGAAUCAUUCGAAAGGGGAAAAUCAGCUGGACGCUUUUCUCAAAGGUUUGGAUGAAGGGUUACUUGCUUCUCUAUCUGGACCACUGUGUUUGGAACUUUGUGACAAACGAGUUAGAUCAAGCUUACUGAAAUUACCUUUGACUAACGAUUUAGUUCAGCGGAUUAUGAAGCCGUACGGGUACGGCACAGAAGCUUUGAGUUACAUGAAACAGGUCUUUGGGAUCCAGCUGCUCGAAACCUGCUCAGUACACCAGCUGGCUUCAAUUGUGAAGCUCCCAUUCUCCUCACCGGUGGAGGUUCCGGAGCGGUUCACAAAUCUGUUAGUGCCGGACUCUGGAUUACUACGGCUGUUCGGAACGAGGUUUUCGCUCAAGAAUGAUCGCAUGCUAUACCGCUUUUCCGCAACGCGCUUACGCCCCUGGAUGACGUACCACUUGGACAAACGGGUCCUAAAAAGAUCACCCAAAGAACACAUCAAAUCAAAGCACUUCUUGUCCUGGAAGCUCGCAAUGUUCCGUCCGCGGCACGAUUACUGGGCUCGUUCCCCUUAUUUUUAA